UGUGGUUGCGAUAGACAAAGAUCAACAGACAGGCAUUCCCCAAUUGACGUCGUUUAGACCGAGGAUAACCAAGCGUGUGGGGAACUGGGGAGCUGGGGAAAUGGGAGCUUGGAGCUACCCCUCGGUUCGACGGGCGACUUAUCUAAGCCGUGGUCACUGAUUUAUUUAUAUGCUUUGUGCUUUCUCUGCCAUUGACCAUUUGUUUCCGUGAUCAACUCGUCUGAAACAAUCACCACCACAAUCAUGCGUUCCGUUGCCUUCAACUCCCUCCGGGGUCUAUCCCGGGCCGGCUCCCGCUUCCAGCCCGCUACCCUUCCCCGUGUUGCGGCUGCCCGUGCCUAUUCCACCCCUUCCGAGAACCAGUAUGAGUUCAUCCAGGUCUCCGAGCCCCGUCCGGGUGUCGGUCAAGUAACCCUCAACCGCCCCAAAGCCCUCAACGCCCUCUCCACCCCCCUCAUCACCGAACUCAACACCGCCCUCCUCUCCUUCCAGCAAUCCCCCUCCAUCCGCUCCAUCCUCCUCACCGGCUCCGAGCGCGCCUUCGCCGCCGGCGCCGACAUCAAGGAGAUGGCGCCCCUGACCUUCUCCAAGGCCUACCUCGACUCCUUCAUCGAGUCCUGGUCCAACCUGACUUCCACCAUCAAAAAACCCAUCAUCGCCGCCGUCUCCGGCCACGCCCUCGGCGGCGGUUGUGAACUAGCCAUGAUGGCCGAUAUCAUCUACUGCACCAAGACGGCCAACUUCGGUCAGCCGGAGAUCAAGCUCGGUAUCAUCCCCGGUGCGGGAGGUUCCCAGAGGCUGACGAGGGCGGUGGGGAAGAGUAAGGCUAUGGAACUUAUCCUUACCGGCAAGAGUUUUAGUGGUGAGGAGGCGGAGCGGUGGGGGGUUGCGGCUAGGGCGUUUGGCAGUUAUGAGGAACUGAUGGAGCAGACGCUCAAGACGGCGGAGACGAUUGCGGGAUACAGCAAGGUGGCGGUGCAGGCGGCGAAGGAAGUGGUUAAUAAGAGCCAGGAGGUUGGGUUGAGGGAUGGGGUUGAGUAUGAGAGACGGGUGUUCCAUGCGUUGUUUGGGAGCCAGGAUCAGAAGAUUGGGAUGAAGGCUUUUGCGGAGAAGGGCAAGGCUCAGUGGGUUGAUGAGUAAAUCAUGGGGUUGUGACUGGUUGGACAGGACAGUUUGUAUGUUUUGGUUAGAAGAUGAAUGGAAAUUUGUGAUGAGUACGAGGGGUGGUGUUCCUGUCAGCUUUGUAUCCCGAUCGAUCGUGACUCUUGUCGAGAUGUUGUACUUCUUUCAGCACAACACCAUUUCUAUCAAUCGAAGCAGCGUCAAAACAAAAAUCAAAAAAAUUCAAAGAAUCAUCACCCUCAAGCCCACUCACUCUAAGCAUUACAUCCUCAGCCUCUUCUCUUUCCUCUGUGUUCACGACAUCAAAACGGGACAGCCAGCCAAAAGUGUAAAAAUUAG
This is a messenger RNA of Neurospora tetraspora, 1461 nucleotides long. RefSeq names its product enoyl-CoA hydratase mitochondrial precursor. Gene Ontology annotation, molecular function: enoyl-CoA hydratase activity. The record is from RefSeq and is a predicted model, not a curated record. Bases 244 to 1140 code for a protein of 298 amino acids. Lineage: Eukaryota; Fungi; Ascomycota; Sordariomycetes; Sordariales; Sordariaceae. The transcript is spliced from 2 exons. Gene Ontology annotation, cellular component: mitochondrion. Gene Ontology annotation, biological process: fatty acid beta-oxidation.